UCUAAGUGAAAGGUGAUAUUAUUAUUGUCAGGUUAGGUGUUUAGAAAUUAUAGAGGUAGGAUACGUGUUGUGUUAAAGAGUACAAGAUUGACAUAUGACAUGUUGCUUGUGUUUCUUUGGUUUGUGGGCCUAGAACUAGAUGAGCUUCGAUCUUCAUUAUCGAGUGGACCCAUAUGUAUCUUAUGGUAGGUCCUGGCCCAUGUUUGAAAGUUAGUAGGCCCACACGAAUCUUGAUCACUACAGAAGUCAGAACGUCUGUACAGCUAUAAGAUCCUCGGACGUCGGAACAGUGAAAGCUGUUCGGCUCCCAUCCUUUCCGUCGGGCGUAUAAUCUUGCUUGAUAUUUUAUGAACUCUCGAGAUGUCCUCGCGCGACCAAGCCCUAGCUUCGAUCCUCUCUCAGUUGGCUCUCUCCUUCGACGGUGCUGUUCUCGGAGUAGUCCUUGCCUACGCGGCCGUGCGCUCGCUCUUCAAGUUCACGGCAAACUCCUCCGCACUUCGCAGAAUCCGUCAUGCUCCUUCUGCCGGUGUCCCUGAUCUUCGUGCUUUGUUACCGUCCUCUGAUGACUACUCUCAGUCGUCUGAUCAAAACCUCGUGAUCGUACGCGGCAGCGUUGAGGCCAAAUCGACAGUCGAAGGAAACUGGAAGAGCCUUGGCAGGCCUCAUAUCCUUGUGUCACAUGAGUCGGCCGACAAGGCAGUUGUCAUACAGAGAACUCAAACGUGUAUAUACAAUGAAUGGAAGGGCCUUUUUGGAUGGACAUCUGAUGUACGUGCUAUCUUUGGAAGAUCUUGGAGGGAACACGAAUCAACCUCAUUAAGAACGGUUCCUUUUGUUCUUGUUGAUGGUGGUCAAUGGCCACAAUCAGAUUAUGUUUGUGUCAGUAUUGACGGCUCAGCACAUCCCAUGCCUCUUACAACAGUCUUUCAUCAAUUGCAGCCUAUUGAUGCCUCUCCUUACACAUUCAUUCAAGCACUCUUUGGUCACGAAUACCCCGUUGGGCUGCUUGAUGAGGAGAAAAUUCUUCCACUAGGGAAGGAAAUCACUGCCGUUGGCAUUUGUAGUUUCAGAAAUGGAAUUCCUGAAAUCAAGUCGUGCAAAGAUCUUCCAUAUUUUCUGUCUGACAUGACUAAGGAUCAAAUGAUAUUGGAUCUUGCCUUCAAGACGAAAGUAUUGCUAUGGAGUGGUAUUGCUCUUGGUUCAUUGUCAGCGGUUGUCCUUGGUUAUGCAAUUAUCAGGAAUUUGAAUAAAUGGAAAGAGUGGAGGAAACAGAGACGGUCACAGCAAUCAAACAGUGCUGCCAUUGCCAGAGCUGAUAUGACGGAUGAGGAAGGGGAUGUUCCAGAAGGGCAAUUAUGUGUUAUCUGCUUGAUGAGGAAAAGGCGAUCGGUAUUUAUUCCAUGCUGGCAUCUAGCUUGUUGCAAUCGCUGUGCCUUAUCAAUCGAAUGUGAAGUAUCCCCAAAAUGCCCUGUUUGUCGGCGGACAAUCCACAGUUCUCAGGUGAUAUUUGUGCCUUGACAAACAAACAAACUAGUCAUGUUCCUUUGUAUAUGUUUAGUAGACUGGCAGGGAAAGGUUGCCAGGAAGUUCAAGCAACCUUUCCUCAUUUCUCUUGAGAAAUAUAUAUGAUAAACUCUCCCCUGGUGCUUUUAACAAAGUCAAGGUGACAACAAUUUUGUACAUGAGUCAAUCCUGAGUGUUUAUACAUAGAGACAGUAAGAGAAAAA
This is a messenger RNA of Tripterygium wilfordii, 1727 nucleotides long. Its product is annotated as E3 ubiquitin-protein ligase SPL2-like. Gene Ontology annotation, molecular function: ubiquitin-protein transferase activity. Lineage: Eukaryota; Viridiplantae; Streptophyta; Magnoliopsida; Celastrales; Celastraceae. The record is from RefSeq and is a predicted model, not a curated record. Bases 361 to 1518 code for a protein of 385 amino acids. The transcript has 6 exons. Gene Ontology annotation, biological process: protein ubiquitination; organelle organization.